Myxocyprinus asiaticus (Chinese sucker) is the source of this 3637-nucleotide messenger RNA. Its product is annotated as vesicle-associated membrane protein 2-like. The transcript is spliced from 6 exons. Gene Ontology annotation, biological process: vesicle fusion; SNARE complex assembly; vesicle-mediated transport. The record is from RefSeq and is a predicted model, not a curated record. Gene Ontology annotation, cellular component: SNARE complex; plasma membrane. Gene Ontology annotation, molecular function: syntaxin binding; SNAP receptor activity. Bases 354 to 713 code for a protein of 119 amino acids. NCBI's taxonomy places the organism in Eukaryota, Metazoa, Chordata, Actinopteri, Cypriniformes, Catostomidae.
UUUCUCACUCAGGCAUACACACAAUUUUAUGCGGACACUGGAGGACUAUUAUUUUUUCAGUCCCACUAAAUUCUGGUCGUUCGAAUCCGCCUGUUCGGUAAAAGCGUCUAGUCAUGCUUAUGUCUCUUGGUUUACUGCUAUUUCCAGCAGCCUAAAAAAAAAGUUGAGGACUGUUCUUUUAAUUAAGCCGUCAUUUCACUGCGCAUAUUUAAAAGUCCAUUUUCACAGGAGGAUAUAUAUUCGCAUCCAGCGUGAAAAACUGACAAGCUCCUCGUACAGCAGCGGUUUGGACUUGUGUCUCGAGGCUUUAGUCGCGUGAGGCUCUUUCGUUUUAAAAAGCACCUGCCAACGAAAUGUCUGCCCCCGAUGCCGCUGCGAGUUCUGGUGCCCCAGGGGGCCCAGAUGGUGAGGGGGGUACACCCGCCGCACCUCCUAACCUCAGCAGCAACCGUCGUCUGCAACAGACACAGGCCCAAGUGGAUGAGGUGGUGGAUAUCAUGCGUGUGAAUGUGGACAAGGUUCUAGAGAGAGAUCAGAAGCUUUCAGAGCUCGAUGACCGGGCAGAUGCGCUGCAGGCCGGAGCAUCACAGUUCGAGAGCAGUGCUGCCAAGCUGAAAAACAAGUACUGGUGGAAGAAUGCUAAGAUGAUGAUCAUUAUGGGCAUUAUUGGGGUCAUCAUGGUGGGCGUUGUUUUCAUGUACUUCUACUACUGAGCCUCUCUGGGGACACACAAGGACAGGAGACUCUGGCAGCAGAGCCCAAGCUUUGUGUGAACUCCACCCCUCUUUACUCCCCACCAAUGCCUUUCAUUUCAGUGUGUGUGCAGUCAUUGACGCAAUGCCUCUCCCUCCCUUUGUCUGUCACUGCAUUUCUUUGUACCUCUCUUGAGUUCUUUUGCAACAGUGCCCGAGCUUACUCAAAAACUCCUUCAGUUUGGAAUAUCUAUGAUGUUAGAUUUGAGAAUGUCUUGGUCUUUUUUGGGCCAAAUAUUAGUGAUGCAAAAAUAUAGAUUUGUAACGUUUUUAGUCCAAAUGAACCCAUGAUUAACUAAAGAGAAAAAAAGAAACACAAAGAUCAUUAAAGGGAUAGUUCUCCAAAAAAAACAAAAAACUAUUCUGUCAUCAUUGUUCACUCUCGUGUUGUUCCAAUCUUGUAUUACUUUCUUUAUUCCAUGGAACACAGAAGGCUGAAUGUUAGGGACUGACAGCCUCAGUAACCAUUCACUUUCACUGCAUCUUUUUUCCAUAAAAUGAAAGUGAAUGGUGAAUAAGGCUAACAUUCUGCCUAACAUCUCCUUUUGUGUUGAACAGACAAAAGUCAUAUGAGUUUGGAACAACAUAAGGGUGAGUAAAUGAUGACAAUUUUGGGUAUACUAUCCCUUAAAGUUUACGUUUAGAUAUUGGUCAAGUAACGCAUUUAUGCACAGAUGCCAAAGCGUUCCACAUUACCUGUAAAUGUGCAUUGUGGUCCUAUUGUUAUAAUGUCAAGGGUUAAAGUUCAACUGCAAUAAGAGAAAUGACAGAAAGUGUAAUAUUUUCUUUCUUUUGUUGUGUUCAAAGAUGAGCUUAAUUUCUAGACCUUUCCCAUAUAUGUUCCUAUGGACCUGAAAAAAAACUAAAUUAUUUUAGACAGAGGUAGAGACCAGUCACCAUUAGAAUUAAAUGUCUUAGAGUGACAAAUCUAGGAUCAGUCAUUUCCUUCCAUAUCAUGUUGAAAAAUAUUACAUGGAUGGGAGACUUGUACCAUUCAAUUCUAGGGUUUAAAGCAUGUUUCAAAAAAUCCAGAUGUUUAGGGAGAAGGUUGGAUGAUGUUUUUGUACUUAGAGAUUGCAGUCGACAUAGAGGGGAAUUUCUGAUCAUAGAUUGGCACUCUCGCUCUUUGAUGUAUUGUUAAAGGGAUAGUUCACCCAAAAAUGAUCAUUUACUCACACUUUUGUCAUCUCAAACUCAUAUGACUUUCUUCUGCUGAUACAUGAAUGGAGAUAUGAUGUCUGUUGUCUAUACAAAAAAAUGUUAGAGCUCCAAAAAGGACAUAAAGGCAGCACAAAAGUCAUCCAUAAGACUUCAGUGGUUUAAUCCAUGUCUUCUGAAGCAAUCCGAUCUGUUUUGGGUGAGAACAGACCAAAAUCUAACUCCUUUUUCACUGUAUCUUACCAUUGCAGUCUCUAGGCAUGAUCAUGAUUUCAAGCUCGAUUACACUUCCAAGUGCUUGAAGCAUGCCAGAGCACUAGAUGGCGCUAGGAAGUGUAAUCGAGCUUGAAACCAUGAUGGCCAAGGAGACUGCUGAUGUCAAGAUUUAUAGUGGAAAAGGAGUUAGAUUUUGGUGUAUUCUAACCCAAAAUCGAUUAACCACUGAGUCUCAGAGUCUCAUGAAUUACAUUUAAUAUGCCUUUAUGUCCUUUUUGGAAAAUUUGGUCACCAUUCACUUGCAUUGCAUGGACAAACAGACAUCAUAUCUCCAUUAAAAUAUCUUCGUUUGCAUUCCGCGGAGGAAAAAAAGUCAUACGAGUUUGAGACUACAUAAGGGUAAGUCAAUUAUAAGAUAAUUAUCAUUUUUGGGUGAACUAUUCCUUUAAUUUCAGCCAAAAGAUCAGUGGAAUCAUAGAGGGAAAACUAGGAUUGAAAUAAAUUAUAUAACAUGGUAUAAAAUCAAGAUUGCAAUGUAUGGUGUAAAAAUGAAUAUACAUUUAAAUGUUAAAGCAGUGGCCACAAUUAAAUGAGUUAAUAUGGCUACUUUGUUUUUACAUUGUUUUUUUUACAUUGCUACUUUGUUUUGUUUUUUUGUGCUUUAUUUGUAAUGUCCUCACUGUUUUUCCAUGAUGCUUAUUGUAACAUUGUGGUCACACAAAAUACAAUUUCAUACGUUUUGGAUUUAUGCAAUGAUAAAUUAAAUAUUUUGUUAUAUUAGUUAGCCUAUAAAUGAACUAAUGUUUAAGUGAUAGCUUUGCAGUUGCUGUAUACAUAAUGUAAAACGUAAUGAACUAGAAGGGGGAAAUGAGUAUAAUUAAUGGUACAAAAAAUGUGUUAUCCUGAGUGUAUUAAACACUUGCACCUACUGACUUCACCGGCACCAUGAAAUGUCUUUGGAAAGACAAAUGGAAAUGUGACAAUGUAUUUGUAAAUAUUUAGGAUUAUUAUGGGAACAGAUUCCUAAUCAGCACUGGAGACAAUGUUCAGGGAUGAACCUCUGCAUGUGUUUGUUAAAUAUAUAUUAAAUGGGCACCUUAACCAACAUUGUUCUAGUGAAUAUAAGUUUGACAGAUGAGAAAUGUUAGUUUUAGCAUUUUCUGAGUAUUAAGGACAUAUUGUCCAUUACCUAAAAUAAAAAAUGCUCUAUUGAUAUGUAUUCCACAUGGAAUUUAAUGCAAGAUCAUCAUGUGUGUUUCAGAUCCCAUAGAUUAAGCAUUCAUUCAAAUUGCAAACCUAAUGCAGGGCAGUGAAUGUCAUUUACCCCAAUAAAUUCCUGAGUACAGUGUUUUAUGCAACCUAUUCAUUUGUAAAUAUGUGCUGCAGAGAUGCAUAAAAUAACAGAUCCUGUCCCUGAGCAUUUGAAGCCAAGCUGCUAACUUCUGUGGUUCAUUUAAAGCAUGUCUGCUUGCCCACCAUGUGCUGAUUCUAAUAAAGUGUUAAUGCUGUUA